AUGGGCAAGCGCAAAAGCUCCUCGAAGCCACCCCCCAAGAAGAAGAAAGACCCCCUUCCCACUCAAUUCACCUGCCUGUUCUGCAACCAUGAGAAGUCGGUCGACGUCAAAUUAGACAAGAAGAUGGGCGUCGGAAACCUAGAAUGCAAGAUCUGUGGACAAAGAUUCCAAUGCGGCAUCAAUUACCUUUCCGCCGCUGUCGACGUCUACGGAGAAUGGGUUGAUGCCGCAGACGCAGUUGCCGAGCAGACAUCACUUGAAAACCGUGGUACUGGUGGGAGCUCGAGUCGCGCCAAGCCAUCUUCCAGCAGAUACGAAGAAGAGGAUAGAUACGCGGGACAUGGCGUCGGGGCCGAUGAUGACUACGACUGA
Messenger RNA from Pyricularia pennisetigena, 372 nucleotides. RefSeq lists its product as uncharacterized. The record is from RefSeq and is a predicted model, not a curated record. Bases 1 to 372 code for a protein of 123 amino acids. Lineage: Eukaryota; Fungi; Ascomycota; Sordariomycetes; Magnaporthales; Pyriculariaceae. Gene Ontology annotation, cellular component: transcription elongation factor complex. Gene Ontology annotation, molecular function: RNA polymerase II complex binding. Gene Ontology annotation, biological process: transcription elongation by RNA polymerase II. The transcript has 3 exons.